Messenger RNA from Chiroxiphia lanceolata (lance-tailed manakin), 4798 nucleotides. RefSeq names its product microtubule affinity regulating kinase 3 (gene MARK3). Gene Ontology annotation, biological process: intracellular signal transduction; protein phosphorylation. The coding region runs from base 461 to 2650 and encodes 729 amino acids. The transcript has 16 exons. Gene Ontology annotation, cellular component: plasma membrane; cytoplasm. The record is from RefSeq and is a predicted model, not a curated record. Gene Ontology annotation, molecular function: protein serine/threonine kinase activity; ATP binding. NCBI's taxonomy places the organism in Eukaryota, Metazoa, Chordata, Aves, Passeriformes, Pipridae.
AGGAGAGGGCAGCCCCCCGGGCGGCGGGCCUGCGCUAGCCGUGCCCCGGCGGCGGCGGAGAGAAGCCGGGCUGUGCGGCGCCCCCGCUGCCGCUUCCUCCCCGCCCGCCCUGCGCUCACCCCCUCCCCCUCGGAGCCGCUCCCUCGCCGCCUCCCUUCCCUCGGCUCCAUCCCUUCUCCCGGCUGCAUCUCCUCCCCGCUGGAUGAGGCACCCCCCUUCCCGCUGCUGACCCCCGCGGACCCCGGCUGUAGGAUGAGCCCGCAGGACUCGGAGGGGGCGAGGCCGCUCCGCUCCCCGAGGAGGAUCUAGUGGGGGGGCACCGACGCGACGCCGCCCCCCCGCCAGGCACCUUGUCCUUCAUGGUGGCUCCCUGCGACCACCAUCUCGGAGCAGACGCGCAGCCCGGGCCCCGUGUGUGUGUCUGUGCGCGCCGCCGCCGCGGCCGCCCGAGUGAGGGAAAAUGUCCACUCGGACUCCAUUGCCCACGGUGAACGAGCGCGACACCGAGAACCACACGUCCCAUGGAGACGGACGGCAGGAAGUUUCCUCCCGAACUGGGCGCUCUGGAGCUCGCUGCAGGAACUCCAUAGCCUCCUGUGCCGAUGAGCAGCCGCACAUUGGAAAUUACAGACUCCUUAAAACCAUUGGAAAGGGGAAUUUUGCAAAAGUGAAACUGGCAAGGCACAUCCUAACUGGCAGAGAGGUUGCCAUAAAAAUAAUAGACAAAACACAGCUGAACCCAACUAGCCUACAAAAGCUCUUUAGAGAAGUAAGAAUUAUGAAGAUCUUAAAUCAUCCAAAUAUAGUGAAGCUAUUUGAAGUCAUUGAAACUGAAAAAACUCUCUAUUUAAUAAUGGAAUAUGCAAGUGGGGGGGAAGUGUUUGACUAUCUGGUUGCACAUGGAAGAAUGAAGGAAAAGGAGGCUAGAGCUAAAUUUAGACAGAUAGUAUCUGCAGUGCAGUAUUGCCAUCAAAAACAUAUUGUUCAUAGAGAUCUCAAGGCUGAAAAUUUAUUGCUAGAUGCAGAUAUGAACAUUAAAAUAGCUGACUUUGGUUUUAGCAAUGAGUUUACAGUUGGAAAUAAACUGGACACCUUUUGUGGCAGCCCACCAUAUGCUGCUCCAGAGCUCUUUCAAGGGAAGAAAUAUGAUGGACCUGAAGUAGAUGUUUGGAGUUUAGGUGUUAUUCUUUAUACUCUCGUGAGUGGAUCUCUUCCCUUCGAUGGACAGAACUUAAAGGAACUUAGAGAAAGAGUGCUAAGGGGGAAAUACAGGAUUCCUUUCUACAUGUCCACAGACUGUGAAAACCUCCUCAAACGUUUCCUGGUGCUAAACCCAACAAAAAGAGGCACUCUAGAGCAAAUCAUGAAGGACAGGUGGAUCAAUGCAGGGCAUGAGGAGGAUGAACUUAAACCUUUUGUUGAACCAGAACUAGACAUCUCGGACCAGAAAAGAAUAGAUAUUAUGGUAGGAAUGGGAUAUUCUCAAGAAGAAAUUCAAGAAUCCCUUAGCAAAAUGAAGUAUGAUGAAAUAACAGCUACAUACUUACUGCUAGGAAGGAAGUCAUCAGAGUUGGAUGCAAGUGAUUCAAGCUCCAGCAGCAAUCUUUCACUUGCCAAAGUUAGGCCAAGUAGUGAUCUUAAUAAUAGCACUGGACAAUCUCCUCAUCACAAAGUUCAGAGAAGCAUAUCUUCUACCCAGAAGCAGCGGCGGUACAGUGAUCACGCUGGACCAUCCAUCCCCUCAGUAGUGGCAUAUCCCAAAAGAAGCCAGACUAGUACUACAGACAGUGACCUCAAAGAGGAAGGAAUUCAGUCAAGAAAAUCCAGCAGUAGUGCAGUUGCAGGAAGAGGAAUUGCACCAGCUAGUCCAAUGCUUGGAAAUGCCAGCAAUCCCAAUAAAGCUGAUAUUCCUGAACGUAAGAAAAGUUCGGCUGUUCCUAGUAAUAAUACUACCCCUGGAGCAAUGACACGGCGCAACACAUAUGUUUGUAGUGAAAGAACCACUGCUGAUAGGCAUUCAGUGAUACAAAAUGGCAAGGAGAACAGCACUAUUCCUGAUCAAAGAACUCCCGUUGCUUCAACUCACAGCAUUAGCAGUGCAACCACACCUGAUCGUAUUCGUUUCCCCAGAGGAACGGCCAGUCGGAGCACAUUCCAUGGCCAGCUCCGAGAGCGACGCACCGCGACCUACAACGGGCCACCUGCCUCCCCCAGUCUGUCCCAUGAGGCAACACCACUCUCACAGACUCGAACCAGGGGCUCCACUAAUCUAUUUAGUAAACUAACUUCAAAACUAACAAGAAGCCGCAAUGUAGCUGUGGAUCAGAAGGAUGAGAACAAGGAAGCCAAGCCUCGGUCGCUGCGUUUUACCUGGAGCAUGAAAACCACCAGCUCCAUGGAUCCCAAUGACAUGAUGAGGGAAAUACGAAAGGUCCUGGAUGCCAAUAAUUGUGACUAUGAACAAAGAGAGCGUUUCUUGCUUUUCUGUGUCCAUGGAGAUGGGCAUGCGGAAAACCUUGUACAGUGGGAGAUGGAGGUGUGUAAACUGCCAAGACUGUCCCUGAACGGAGUUCGCUUUAAGCGGAUAUCGGGAACAUCCAUAGCUUUCAAAAACAUUGCUUCCAAAAUUGCCAAUGAAUUAAAGCUGUAACAAGAAAAAUAGUUAAGUUGUAAAUUAGUUAGCAAUUCCAAGUGUUUUUGAGAAUUCCGAUGGAAAUGUAUAGAAUAACAUUUAGGCAAUAACUUCUGCAUCCUUCUGAAUAGUGAUAUUAAAAAAAAAAGCUGCUGAGCUGGGAGGGAGAGUUGGACUUUUUUAUAAGUGCACUACAGCAUUAAAGUUGCCUACUAUGUAAAAUAUUACCCCUUCUGCUUUAUUUCCAUUGCUCUUUGACAACAAAUUGAAACACAGAAUAUAUUCAUUUAAAUAUGCCUCCUGUUUGUGUGGAUGUGUGAAUGUACAGUAUGUGUGUAAUAUAUAAAGUAUUCUAUGUAAACAAUUCAUUUACAACAUCGAGCUGUACCAGUACCUCUUUUUGGGCUAAUUUUGGUGCUAAAAAUUGAAAUGGCCAAGGAGGAAACACUUGAGUUAAUAUUUAAAAUGACUGAAGCGAUAACCAGUAAAUGCAGGUUUACAGUUCACUGCUGUGUUAAGAAAAAAAAAAGUGUGUGAAGGGUUUGGAUUUACGGUUGUGAACAUGAUUAGUCCUGUUUUCUAAGUAGAUCUCAUGAGAUUAUUAAAAAUUCACUUUUACUGAGUAAGUCUUGCAUUAUAUUUUGCCCACCUAUUUAUUAUUUAAGUCUGAAUCAAAUUUUAAUAAUGUAGUUAAUUCGUGCAUUAAUAUUUGGGUAAACACUUCCAUUCUUCUGCUUCUGCUAAACUACUAAAAUUGUACCUUUGUCCUUUUGGCUUAUGGGUAUUGAUCGCAGCUAAGAACACUUCUCUGUUGUUCCACCGUUCCCUUAGGGAAUGGGGCAGUCUAAAAGGAGGUGCUAAUUGCUGACUAGUUACUUUCUUUCAGAGCAAGUUUUCCAGGUUAGACUAGGUCAGACUGACACAAAGCACAAAGGGACUCUCAAAUUAAGGCCGUACUUCACUGCAAGCUGCCACAUCCCAGUCGGUGCCGCUCUGAGGUCUCGCUGCAGGUAGGGCAGUGCUGUCCCUUCGUCCUGGGCACACACAGCAUUGAAACCCAAAAGUGGGAAUCAAAUUGGUUACUGAUCUCCUGUGUUGUAAUGUCCCAACUUGCUGAACUACAGCCAUAGGCAGUAGCAGUUAAAACUUCUCCUUGCAGCUCCCUUCCAGCGUGCUUCCCCUUGGCUCCGGUUGUAUUGCUUUUGAUGGCUCUGUGCCAGUUGUGUCUCUGGCUCCUGCUGCCGAGAGAAUCCUCUGUCCUCUGUUAACGUGCAGUGUGUGGAGACCCACCCUUGAUGAACCCUCUGAUGGCCAACUAGCUUUCGGUAGGACGUGAAGCUGCUCUGGGAUAGUCCCCACUAUUUAACCAUCUCUGCAGUGAGCCGGAUCUGAGUUUGCUGACUAGAAUGAAGAGAUUUCUUCAUGCACUGAUUCCUACUGAUAACUCAGUUUAUUUCAUCGAGGACUUGUGUAGAUAAUAUCCUGCAUUAUCUACUUGACUUUUUGUAUUAAUGUUUUGUGGUUAUAUUUCAGUGAAGCACUUAAGCAUGUACUUAACAUGUGCUUUAAACUGGAGCCUAAAUUUGCAUUUUAAAUUUGCAGUGAGCUAAUAGUUACUCAUAGUACACAGUUCAGAUUUGACCCCAGGUGAAAAUGCAAAGUCCUUAAUAUUUUGCAAGUUAGUUCUUGUGAUCUGUAGUCUGUGAAGGCAGCAGACUUCCCCUCUCUUUCCCCUUAAGCAUUGAUAUUGAUUAUGCUAGUUUAAAGGGUAAUCAUAGUUGUUAAAUGUAGUAAAUAUUCCUGAAUUUACAUUUUAUUCUCUAUAUAUUCUGUAUCAUGCCAUGGCUUGAGAACUCCAGGUGCUACCGGAGUUCAGUUGGCUUUCAGUGCUCUGCCCGUGCCUGUGCUGCUCAGUAUGGUUUUUUCCAUGAAAACUCCAUUUUGUAAUAGCAAUAAGACAUUUCAGGGCAGUCAUUGUACUUUCUCAGGUGAAUGGUCACCUAUCCUUUCACUUCCUACAUUUUAAGCACUCCUCCAAAUGUAUUUUUUUCACCCGGCAGUGCACUUUGUUGUCUGAACUGAAAAAGUGUUCUGAUAAAUGAUGUAAAUCUGUAUUCAAUGGAAGUUCCAAAAGGUUUCAUAUUAAAUGUUUUCUGAACUACUCUC